Arvicanthis niloticus (Nile rat) is the source of this 7438-nucleotide messenger RNA. RefSeq names its product MCC regulator of Wnt signaling pathway (gene Mcc). NCBI's taxonomy places the organism in Eukaryota, Metazoa, Chordata, Mammalia, Rodentia, Muridae. Gene Ontology annotation, cellular component: cytoplasm. Gene Ontology annotation, biological process: negative regulation of canonical Wnt signaling pathway. The record is from RefSeq and is a predicted model, not a curated record. Gene Ontology annotation, molecular function: calcium ion binding.
CCAGACGCUUCAAAGGGGGAAACUUCGGCUUGAAGUGCUGCUCGGCUCCGGCUCUCUCCAGCUCUUUCCUCCCGGGAACCCGAGGCACAGAUCGUCCUCGCACCGGUGCCCAGGCUUCUCCCGGAGGGUGCCCGAGCUCUGCUGGGCGCCGGCGCGAACUGCCCGCCUGCCGGGUAAUGGGGAUCUGCGUGGUACCGUAGGUGGGGCGAGGCGGCGCGGAGGGUGGCAUCGCCCCGGGACUCCGCGGUGGGCGCGCGGGCGGGUCCCGGCGCCGGCUCGGCCGCUGCAGCUGCUGCGAGCGCAACCCGCUGCCCAGCCUUCCGCAGCUAUGGCUCGCUGGUGAGAUUCCAGGCGGACUUUCCGUGCUGAGCUUCCCCAUCCUUUCUGGCCUCGCUGCUGUCCUGGGUGAAAAUGGCUGUCUAGACUGAAAUGUGCCGGCGGGGAGCAAGCCCAGGCUAUCCAGCCUAAGCCCGGCUCCUAUGCUCCGAGGUCUGGGGACGAGCCCGGCUCUGAAAAGUGCAGGCAUGAAUUCUGGAGUUGCGGUGAAAUAUGGAAACGACUCCUCAGCCGAGCUGAGUGAGCUCCACUUGGCAGCCCUGGCAUCACUCAAGGGGGACAUAGUAGAGCUGAAUAAGCGUCUGCAGCAAACAGAGCGGGAACGAGACCUCCUGGAAAAGAAGUUGGCCAAGGCACAGUGUGAGCAGUCACACCUCAUGAGAGAGCAUGAAGACGUCCAGGAACGCACGACCCUCCGCUAUGAGGAGCGCAUCACAGAACUCCACAGCAUCAUUGCAGAACUCAACAAGAAGAUAGACCGCUUGCAAGGUACCACCAUCAGGGAGGAAGAUGAGUACUCAGAACUUCGGUCGGAGCUCAGCCAGAGUCAACAAGAGGUCAACGAAGACUCCAGAAGUGUGGACCAAGACCAAACCUCUGUGUCCAUCCCUGAGAACCAGUCUACUAUGGUCACUGCUGAUAUGGACAACUGCAGUGACUUGAACUCAGAACUGCAGAGGGUGCUGACGGGUCUGGAGAGUGUUGUUUGCGGCAGAAAGAAGAGCAGCUGUAGCCUUUCUGUGGCCGAGGUGGACAGACACAUUGAGCAGCUCACAACUGCCAGCGAGCACUGUGACUUGGCCAUUAAGACAGUUGAGGAGAUCGAGGGAGUUCUUGGUCGGGAUCUGUAUCCCAGCCUGGCUGAGGAGCGGUCCCGGUGGGAGAAAGAGCUGGCUGGAUUGCGGGAAGAGAAUGAAAGCCUGACCGCCAUGCUGUGCAGCAAAGAGGAAGAGCUGAACCGGACCAAGGCCACUAUGAACGCCAUCCGAGAGGAGCGGGACAGGCUUCGGAGGCGGGUCCGAGAGCUUCAAACUCGGCUGCAGAGUGUGCAGGCGACUGGACCUUCUAGCCCGGGUCGCCUCACCCCUGCCAAUCGCCCAAUUAACCCCAGCACUGGAGAGCUAAGCACCAGCAGUAGCAGCAAUGACAUCCCCAUCGCUAAGAUUGCUGAAAGAGUGAAACUAUCAAAGACAAGAUCAGAAUCCUCGUCGUCUGAUAGGCCAGUCCUGGGCUCAGAAAUCAGUAGCAUUGGGGUUUCCAGCAGUGUGGCAGAACACCUGGCCCACUCCCUCCAGGACUGUUCUAAUAUCCAGGAAAUUUUCCAAACCCUCUAUUCACAUGGAUCUGCCAUCUCUGAAAGCAAGAUUAGAGAGUUUGAGGUGGAAACGGAACGAUUAAAUAGUCGUAUUGAACACCUCAAAUCCCAAAAUGAUCUUCUCACCAUAACCUUGGAGGAAUGUAAAAGCAACGCCGAGAGGAUGAGCAUGCUGGUGGGGAAGUAUGAAUCCAAUGCUACAGCCCUGAGGCUGGCCUUGCAGUACAGUGAACAGUGCAUAGAAGCCUAUGAACUCCUGCUGGCCCUGGCCGAGAGUGAGCAGAGCCUCAUCCUGGGGCAAUUCCGGGCAGCUGGUGUGGGCUCCUCCCCCGGAGACCAAUCAGGGGAUGAGAAUAUCACUCAGAUGCUCAAGCGGGCUCACGACUGCCGGAAGACUGCUGAGAACGCCGCCAAAGCCCUGCUCAUGAAACUGGACGGCAGCUGCGGGGGAGCCUUCGCAGUGGCUGGCUGCAGCGUGCAACCCUGGGAGAGCCUGUCCUCCAACAGUCAUACCAGCACAACCAGCUCUACAGCCAGCAGCUGUGACACAGAGUUCACUAAAGAAGACGAGCAAAGGCUGAAGGAUUACAUCCAGCAGCUCAAGAAUGACAGAGCUGCAGUCAAGCUGACCAUGUUGGAGCUGGAAAGCAUCCACAUCGACCCACUCAGCUAUGAUGUCAAGCCAAGAGGCGACAGCCAGAGGCUGGACCUGGAGAAUGCGGUGCUGAUGCAGGAGCUGAUGGCCAUGAAGGAGGAGAUGGCUGAGCUGAAGGCCCAGCUCUAUCUUCUGGAGAAAGAGAAGAAAGCCCUGGAGCUGAAGCUGAGCACGAGGGAAGCGCAGGAGCAGGCCUAUCUGGUACACAUUGAGCACCUCAAGUCCGAAGUGGAGGAACAGAAGGAGCAGAGGAUGCGGUCUCUGAGCUCCACCAGCAGCAGCGGCAAGGAGAAGCCUGGCAAGGAGUGUGCUGAUGCUGCCUCUCCAGCUUUGUCACUGGCUGAACUAAGGACGAACAGCGACAGUGAGCUGGCCACCGAGUUUGCCAAUGCCAUCCGACGGGAAAAGAAGCUGAAGGCCAGAGUCCAAGAGCUGGUCAGCGCUUUGGAAAGACUGACCAAAAGCAGUGAAAUCAGACACCAGCAGUCAGCAGAGUUUGUUAAUGACCUGAAACGGGCCAACAGCAAUCUGGUGGCUGCCUACGAAAAAGCAAAGAAAAAGCAUCAAAACAAGCUGAAGAAGCUGGAAUCUCAGAUGAUGGCCAUGGUGGAGCGACACGAGACCCAAGUGAGAAUGCUCAAGCAAAGAAUAGCACUGCUGGAGGAGGAGAAUUCCAGGCCACACACCAACGAAACUUCACUCUAAAAGGCCGUCUGGCACCAAGUUCUGCCCCCAAGGGGCUAACCUCGAGCUGUUCCAGAGUCCUCGGAGGAGGAAGGGCCCAAGGAAGGAGAGAUGGUUGGAACUGCGGAAAGGUUGCAUAUAGGUCACAGGCUCCACCCCUGGGGGUGUGUGGUCAGAAUGGCACUGUGGAUUUUGUAUGUACAAGCUCCAGCUGCUCUAGGCCUGGCCACAAAGGGUGUCUACAGUGGCUCCAGCCACAAAAUUAGCCACAUCUUGGUUCAGCUUUCACCAUUCCCGUUCUCAGUUGUUCUGUGCAGCAGUGGGAAUCCAGGCAUUUGCAGAUUUCCAACUCCCCACCACAACCACCCGUUUUUUUUUUUUUCCCCAUAGGCUGUGGACUUUUCUUUUGACACCUAGACUUCUUCCUUCCUCUCCCAAGGGAAAGGUGACAAGUGUCUCCAGCAUCUAGGGAUGGCAGCUUACUGCAGCAAGGCUCUGCUUUUCAGGUCGCACGGUACCAGAUUCUUGAAAUACGGUCGUGAAGAGGUAUUAGCUGGGAGAUCCGGACCAGAGGAUGCACAAAGUAUUGUCACUGAGCGUCCCAGACACAGCGCAGUUUCAAAUAGAGCAACACCAGGGCUGUGUGUAGACAGUUCUGCUCUCCAUGAAUAAAAGCAUCUUCCAGUUUUAUUUUAGAGGCAGGGCUCAGAUUCCCUUCCAGCAAGAGUAAAAUUUAGAAUACUCUUGAUUUAUGUAGAGGAGCCAAGAUUUUACCAGGGGUUUCUUCCAGAACAGGAAAACAAAAACAGUAUUAGCUCUCACCCAGCUCAGGGCAGUACAUAGCUCCUAUUCUGAAUCAAAACCAAAGCCACUUGAGCACCUAUGGGCCCUGCCUCCCUAAAACACUGUUGAACACCAAGGGGACUCUUAGUGUUGUACAAAAUUGUUCCCACCUAUUUAACAGAGUGUUACUGAACCUUUAUUCUCUGACGGGGUGAAGGAAUGGCUGAUAGGCAUCCUAAGCUAACUGGUGACUGGGAGGCAGGUUCAAAGUACCUCAACUCUGGAAGGUCUCCCGGAUCUAUUUAGUUCCUAUUGUAGCCUUCUGCUGUUCAUGGAUACAAUUAAAAAGCAGCUUGGCUUUUUAGCCUUUUCCCCCUCCUGUAGCUCCCAAUGAUCUAAUCAUCUGCUAUGAGAAAUGGGUCCAACCGCUGUGGUUAUCUCGGUGAAAGACGAUGCAUAUAUGACCAUGUUGUUGCUGCAGACUCCUGGCUAUGAGGUGGGUACGCUUUCAGAAAGCAAGCACGAGUUCCUCUGCCUUCUGUGCAAAAGGGAAAGAUACUCUGGCCUUCUACAACAGACAGACCCCGAAGCUCAACAGCUCUUCCUUCUCAGACCAGUGACAAGUCCUUCACCCAGCACAGAGUAACAUAAAUGUGACUGGUUUGAGCCAAGGCCUGGCUUGUGAGUGUUGAUGGCUUUCUAGCCUUUUGUCAACAUCUGUGAUAUUUUCUCACUGCUCACUUUUUGGGGUAAAGCUGUAUUUUGUGAUGCAAAAAACGUGUAGGUAGAAACAUCUAUUGCUUCCCUAUCACCCCAAGAAUUUAAUAGGUGAAAUUAACAGUCCAGGUAAGGGAUGCUUGGUAGGCUUCCCAUUCUGACCAUCCAGAUGCUGUGAUGGACAGCAGGUGAUACUCUAAGUGACUGAGAGCAGAAUAUUUAGAUGAAAGUUAGGGAGGGAUGACAGACUGCCUGCUGAGGUUUGCCCCCUCCCCUCAGCCUGGUAAAAAUCUAAGAACCCAUAUUUCUAGGUACAUUCCUCCACAGGGAAGCCCCCAAAACAAUGGUCCUACCUGGCCUUAGUCUGAGUUUCUAAGUACAUAAAUAUAUGGUGACUUGGUAGAAAUUUUUUUGAAUAAAUGGGAAAGGGAUGUACAAUCUUCUGUCAAUGUUGAGGGUAAAGCAGCAGGUAUUUGCUUGUAUGAAUUAUGGAAGCUACUGUACUGUACUGUACUGAUUAAAUACACGAUAGCAGGUGCCUAGGUAAUUUUCCUUUUUGUUCAACCUGGCACUUCCUGGAACCUACUUUUAAACAGGAAAUGGUUUCUAUUAACAUGUCUAUUGGGGGCAAAUAAUUAUCUUGAUUUUAUAGGUUUUUAACCCUAUAUACAUAUUUUGAAUUUACUCCCAAUUCCUCACUGUAGGCAGUCACCUUUACUAACCAAAGCCAAUUUUGGCUCACAAAAAAUAGGCAGAAAAGGUCCAUCCAGAACCAUUUCAUAAUUGCCCUGGGCUAUAUACUCUCCAUUCUGAACCGAGGUGGACAAACCCAACUUGGGCAGCGGUAAUAGGCAAAGGAGCCAUAUCAGUCAAAUGUGCCUUGCCUUGUGACAGUAAAAAAAGCCCCCACUGCAGUCACAAAACAAAGGUUGCCAUGUGAUCAGUGGAGACCAACCUUGUCCGUGUCAUGCUCCAGGUGUACAUGAGUGUUCUAUGCCCCAGCGGAGGCAGAGCCCUUCCCUUCGUUCUAUUAUGUGCUGAUGUGCUUGUUGCCUGAAACUGGAUGCUACCUUUAACUGAAACCCAGAAAGUUUAUAAGCCUACGUGUGCACAUCCUUUCAGAUGCAUGUAUUCACAAGGUCUUCCUCAGCACCUGCAGCAAAGCUUUACAAGGGCUUCAGAGAACUCAAAAUUUGAUUUGUUUGCAGGGUUCUCAUAAGGAAGAGCAGGCCAGGCCACACAGCCCUGGGUGUUUACUCCAAACACUGUUAAGAGGGGGCUUAAUAUGACCUUGCCACUGCUUUUUUACUGUCACAAGGCAGGGCACAUUUGACUGAUAGACAUGGGCUUGGUUACAGUGUACCAGAGGGAGACCUGGAGUCUUCUAGUUCCUACACAACAUUAACAGAAAUGUUUUUUUUUUUUUUUUUUUCUCCAUCACGGGCAUGGAUCAAAACUACCGGGCUUCUGUAUUCCUGCAUACACUAUGGCCCACAGAAAAUUCCAUGCAAUGAUAUAAACUGUGUAAACUCCUUUAGAGCUGCCAGGAGUUAAGGAUGUGUAUCAUGAACAAAGUGAAGUGUAGAAAAAAAAAAGCAUGAAGACAGAAACGGAACCCCUGCUUCGCUCUUAUUGGUCCAAAGACUUCGUUCUAUUUGUGCUUUCAGUGUUAAAUGUUUAAUUGGGAAUAUGUCCAGUCAUUAUAUGUACACAGUGCCCUAAGUAAAAACAAUAUACAGUGUCACCUACUGAACUACACUUAGUGUUUUUAGAGCCCAACAGAGAACAGAUUCUUUGGUGGCUAAAAUUUCGGCACUGGUCUUCAUUAGGGUACAGUCCUAGCAGUGGUGAGGACAGGCAUGGGUCCUAGAGCUUAAGCAGCAGUACUUUCCUCCUGCGGUACGCUGCAGAUACAAUUGUGGAAGAGAUUAGCAACUGAUCUUGUUUAGCCAAUGGAACCUAUGAGACUUAAGUGUCGAAGAAUGACAGAGCGGCACCUUGGCCACAGCUUGCGAACUCUUUGUAAAGCCGGAAUGGCUUGCUACAAAACCCACCCCUACCCUCUAAGUGUUCAUGCAAUCGGACUCCUAAGUUUACAUAGGUCAGCUCUGAACCCAUGGCCUCCAGUUUCAAUUGAUUUUCUAAUUACCUUUGUGUUCCUCUGUGAUGCUGUGACCCCGGCGUAACUGAGCACGCUUGUAGAGAGGAAUAUAUUUUCACAUACGGGCAAGCAUUACAAUUUUGGUAAUCCAAUAUAACUAAUACAUUGUCGGAUAUUUUGAAGAUGUGUUCAAAAAGGGAAAAAAAAAGCUGCAUCCCAGAAACAAGAGCCACUACUGGGUGACAAGACCCUUUGAUAAUUACCCCAAGUGUCUGCUCAGCAGCACGGAGCAGGUUCUGUAGAGAACUCCAUACUCACGUAGAUGCUCUGCUGCUCCCUCUUCUGGGGAUGAACUGUGGAAGAGGUGGUUUGCAGAGUCCACAGCGGUUUUUCUUUUGCAGUGCUCCUGUCAGGACGCCUACCUUCAAGAGCCCGGUCACCUGAGUUUGUUAGUACCUGAUGCAGAGAUUACCAAUGUUCACUUCUAUUUCUAAUCUGCUUUUAGACAUAAUGUUAACUUGCUUUGCAUGAAUUUUAACUUUUUUUAUUCAUCGGAAAUGUGCUUUCUAUACCACUUGAAUUAGAAAAUCCUGCUUGAAUGUACUGUUCCUAAGCACAUGUGACUGUCUGCACCUGUCAGUACUGUCCCGCCUGUAUGGAAAGCGUCAUUUUAAGGUGGCUACUACACACUGUACUAUACCUUGUAAUUUUUAGGCUCACUUGUAGCUUUAAAUGUUUCCAGAUGCCUUUAGUUUUUAGCUGCUGUAAAAUAGCUAAUUUGUGUUAUUUGAUAUAGAAUUGUUUAAAAAAAAAAACUCCAUUUAUUUAUACAGAGACAUUUAUAAUA